This is a messenger RNA of Capra hircus (goat), 720 nucleotides long. Its product is annotated as myeloid-associated differentiation marker-like. The transcript is spliced from 3 exons. NCBI's taxonomy places the organism in Eukaryota, Metazoa, Chordata, Mammalia, Artiodactyla, Bovidae. The record is from RefSeq and is a predicted model, not a curated record. Gene Ontology annotation, cellular component: plasma membrane; cell-cell junction. The annotation marks the transcript as partial.
AUGCUCACCAUGUGCCAGUCCUCAGGCCUGGGCACCAAGCCCAUCGUGGGCUUCCUCCUCCACUUGGGGCAGCUGCUCUCCACCUGUGUGCCCUUCUCGCUGGGGGCCAGUGAGGACACUCUGAAGGGGGACGUAAUUAACUGGGGAGUUUUGUGGGCUCCGGUCCCCGCCUCCCCUUCUCCUGGGACGGCUUUCUCCUGUGUCCAUGCCUUUUACUUCUUCAUCUUCUGCCUCUCAACGUCCAUCGUCUUCGGCGCCACAUACAUCAAGUUCUUGCCUCCAGGCUCCACCCAAAACAGGGUCAUCACUGCCGCUGCAUUCGCCUUCGUGGCUGCUGCACUCUAUGCCACUGAAGCGUUCUGCAUCAUAUCCAGCCUGGAGGCAUGGUCUGGCUCAAGCCAGCCUUCCCAGGCCUGCUCAGGAGACCCAGAGAACUAUGCUGACUGGUUCUUCAUCACCGUCAUCAGCAGCCCCACCAGUAUCAGCAUCAGCCAGCCCUUGUUCGUGGUGGUGGACUUCAUAUGCUUCCUCCUGGAACCAGCUAUGAACUUCAUAUUCAACAGGAAGCUGGAUGGGCAGCCCCGGCGGUCCAGUGAUGUGAGCUGCAGCAACAGAUGCAUCGGCUCGGAGUGCGCCGGGGACCAGCGGCUUGGCUGUGGCCGUCCUAUCCAGCUGCCGCUUGAUGAGGCCGACACUGAGCACCUGGCCUGUGAGGCUAUU